AUGCCUGACCGAGCAACAACUCCGGAAAAUAUACUCUAUCAAAGAGAAACGAUUCUAGAUUCCAUCAACGACUCCUCAUCGGAUGAGGAGACGACACGUUCCACUGAGUUUGAUACAUUUAUUAUGAGAUCUACGCCUCCGUUGGCUCCGUUUCCUCAAGGUAAUCCUCCAGGUCAACUGUGUCAUCGAGUGGCGAAAAAGCUUGUACAGGAGCAAAUUGGAUGGAGACAUUCUGUAAAAGAAACCGCAAAAAUGCUAAGACAAGAAGUAAAUAAGAGAGAUGCACCACAAAGAAAUUUUAUGUCUACUCUGAUGACGAUAAGACCAACAUCACGGUUUCGACCAUUAUUAUUUACAGACGGGGGACAUACGCCUCACAGUCGUCGAACUCGACCUCGACCUGGUUAA
This is a messenger RNA of Diversispora eburnea, 408 nucleotides long. The record is from the annotation of a GenBank genome assembly. NCBI's taxonomy places the organism in Eukaryota, Fungi, Glomeromycota, Glomeromycetes, Diversisporales, Diversisporaceae.